Molecule: messenger RNA, 276 nt
Organism: Rotaria sordida
Lineage: Eukaryota; Metazoa; Rotifera; Eurotatoria; Philodinida; Philodinidae
Source: the annotation of a GenBank genome assembly
AUGUCAUCAACAACAUCACAAAAAUUUCGUGAUUUUACAAGUGAACCAUUGAAAGAUAAACAUCUUAAUGAAAUACCUGGCAUUGGACCAAAAUUAGCAAGUAAUUUGGAAGGAUCUGGUAUUACAAAAGGUUAUGAAUUAUUGGGUGUUUAUUUAACAUUAUUAAAAAAUAAAGAAUAUUUUGAACUUUGGAUACGAGAUAAUGCUGGUGCAAAUCGUCAUCAAGCUAAACAAUGUGCUGAUGCUAUUGAUGCAUUUUGUUCACAAUUUCUUUAA